AUGACGUCGCAACGCGAUGCCAUAGAUUUCAAGGCGUUGGAGGCGGAGCUUCAGAUGGCGGUGGAGUCUGACCGGAAGUACCAGCUCGAAAAUCAAACAAAGCUGAGGGCCGUCAGUCAGGGGGUGUCCUACAGCCAGUUCAGGGACCUGGUCCAGGCCUCCCACCUAAAGCCUCUUGACCGAAAAGACAAGGAGGGAGGUCCACGGAAACAACCCUGGAACCCUGUCGCCCCGAGCAAACACUGA
Messenger RNA from Salarias fasciatus (jewelled blenny), 246 nucleotides. It is a transcript of the gene dnaaf19, whose product is annotated as dynein axonemal assembly factor 19. Gene Ontology annotation, cellular component: outer dynein arm. Bases 1 to 246 code for a protein of 81 amino acids. The transcript is spliced from 2 exons. Gene Ontology annotation, biological process: epithelial cilium movement involved in extracellular fluid movement; inner dynein arm assembly; determination of left/right symmetry. The record is from RefSeq and is a predicted model, not a curated record. NCBI's taxonomy places the organism in Eukaryota, Metazoa, Chordata, Actinopteri, Blenniiformes, Blenniidae.